This is a messenger RNA of Pestalotiopsis fici W106-1, 843 nucleotides long. RefSeq lists its product as uncharacterized. NCBI's taxonomy places the organism in Eukaryota, Fungi, Ascomycota, Sordariomycetes, Amphisphaeriales, Sporocadaceae. Gene Ontology annotation, cellular component: preribosome, small subunit precursor; nucleolus. The coding region runs from base 1 to 843 and encodes 280 amino acids. The record is from RefSeq and is a predicted model, not a curated record. Gene Ontology annotation, biological process: maturation of SSU-rRNA from tricistronic rRNA transcript (SSU-rRNA, 5.8S rRNA, LSU-rRNA). The transcript has 2 exons.
AUGAGUUUCGCAAAGAGAAAGUUUUCCGACUUCAAGGUCGAGCCCGAGGAUGGCCGCAACGAAUCGUACGGCAAUGCCAUGGGCGCAAAGCGACUGAAGAACAGACAGGGCAGAAGGACUGUCGCACCACCAAAGAACCUCAACGACACCAAGAGGCGGGCGAGAAAUAUCGAGAGACAACUACGCGGAGCCGAAAAGCUGCCCGCCGACAAGAGAAACGACCUGGAGCGAGAAUUAUCUCACCUCAAGCAAAAGAUUGUCGAUGGCGAAGAGAGCAAGAAGACGAAAAAGAUUAUUAGCAAAUACCACAUGAUUCGCUUCUACGAGCGACAGAAAGCCGAUCGGUUAGCCAAGCAGCUUCAGAAGCAGAUUGCCAACACAGAAGACGAGGAACAGCUCGAAAAGCUGAAGCGCCACCUGCAUAUCGCCCAAAUAGACAGCCUCUAUGCCAAUUACUUUCCUCUCCGCGAAAAGUACAUUAGCUUGUAUUCGUCCGUUCUAAAGGAUUCGAAUGGCGCACAAAGCGCCGAGGAGGCAAAGGCGGAAGCAAAGUCAACAAAUCUGGCCGCCAAGUCGCUCAACAGCGAGAGACCACAGUUCUGGAGCGUCAUUGAAAAGGCGGCGGAAAAGGGCAUGCCAGCGCUGUCCGCAAUUCGGGAAAGAAAACCCGGCAGCGAGUCUCGAGAUGGCCCGGCAAAGGAUGAUGCUCUGAAAUCCAAAAAGGCGACACGGUCUGGCGAUGGAAAGACGGAAUCUAAGAAGCUGCCAAAGAACAAGGUCAAGGCAGAAAACUCUGACGAUAGUGGCGAUGACAGUGAUGGUGGUUUCUUUGAAGCGGCAUGA